AGUUCCGCUCACCCUGCACCAGGCGCUGCAACUUCCGCGUUCUCGACCAUGACGUACGAAGAGGAAGAGAACUACGAAUCCAAUUUCUCCCAGAAAGAGUUUGAGAAAAUCGUGGAAACGUUGAAGCACCGCGUCACCCGGGGCGACUUUUUGCAGGCGGUGCCCAGUCGGAUCGAGAAGAAGAAGACCCGCGCGGACGCCUGGAUGAUUUUCCACGCGCUGAAUAAAAUUUCCCCGACCACGCAGUACCGCUACCUGCUGAAGAUGGACGACUUCUUCAUCGUGGGCGCGUCGCCGGAGCUGCAGGUGUCCGUGGAUUUCUCCGGACAGAUCACCACCCACCCGAUCGCCGGGACGCGGCCGCGGUCCAAGUUCUUCGACGACAAGGAGGAUAUCAAAUGCAAAAAUGUCUGGGUCUGGAAGAGUGCAUGUUUGUCAUGCUUGUCUGGCAUGACUCUUAAAUCUGUCAUGUACGCUACUCAAGAGCCCCACUUUUCUGUCAUGCAGAAACGCACUUUGUCAUGCAGAAUAGGCAACACCUAGAAGCUCAGGAACUUGUCAUGCUGAGCCAGCACUUGUGGCUCCCUCAUGAUACGCCGCCCAGCAUCACAAGUUUCCAGACCCAGGCAUAUUUGCAAUCCAUAGAGGACGUGGAGACCGCGAUCGGACUGCUGCACGACGAGAAGGAGCUCGCGGAGCACGUCAUGCUGGUCGACCUGGCCCGCAACGACAUCGGCAAGAUCGCGAAGCCCGGCUCCGUGGAGUGCGUGGAGUUCCAGAAAAUCAAAUUUUUCCCGAACGUGAUGCAUCUGUGCUCCAAAGUCGUGGGUCAGAUCCACGCCGGGGGUCCGGCGGGAAGCAGCGGCAUCAAGGACAGCGCGCACCUGCAACGGCAAGCCCGGUUCGUCGCGGACACGUCAUCGGCCGCAGG
Amoebophrya sp. A120 is the source of this 931-nucleotide messenger RNA. NCBI's taxonomy places the organism in Eukaryota, Dinophyceae, Syndiniales, Amoebophryaceae. The record is from the annotation of a GenBank genome assembly.